Molecule: messenger RNA, 927 nt
Organism: Penicillium malachiteum
Lineage: Eukaryota; Fungi; Ascomycota; Eurotiomycetes; Eurotiales; Aspergillaceae
Exons: 2
Coding region: 1-927 (308 amino acids)
Source: RefSeq, a predicted model, not a curated record
AUGAAGCAAUCUCUUUUCACCACCUUUGUCGCUCUUGCCGCUUCCUCUGCUGGUGUCCGUGCCAGCGAAAGCUUGAUCAAUGUCCCAAUUGGACUGUGUGCCGCUAUUCUGGGCGAUGCCGAGUGCAACCAGAAGACCUCCUCCAGUGGCUUGAUCAACGUCCCCGUUAAUGCCUGUUUGGCUGCCCUCGGCCAGGCCAAGUGCGACCAGGCCUCUUCCUCCAGCAGCGACAGCGGCUCCCUGAUCAAUGUUCCCAUCAACGUUUGCCUGGCUGUUCUCGGUGAAGUCCAGUGCAACCAGAACUCUCAAUCAUCCGACGGCCUGAUCAACAUCCCCAUCAACUUGUGUCUCGCUGUUCUGGGUGAGGCUGAUUGCCAGGAUGCCGGUGCCUCUGCCGCAUCUGCUACUCCCUCCGGCCCCGCCGGUGUCGCACCUGUUUGGACUGCUGGCGGAUCUCCCGCCCCGGUCACUGCUACCCCCGCCCCUGCUCCAGCUCCUGCAGGCUCUUCUCCUUCUGCUCCUGCUGCUCCAGCUGGCUCUCCUGCUCCCAGCUCCGGCCCUGCUCCUCCUUCUGGUGUUUCCCCUGUCGAUGUUUCUCCCGCCGGUGAUUCUUGCCCCCCUGCUGUGACUGUCACUGUUACUCGCGGUCCAAAUGGCAACAUCAGCCCCGUUGGCCCUACCUCUAUUCGCCGUGUCGCUCCUGCUCCUUCAGCUAGUCCCGCCAGCGGCUUCACUGGCUCUGGCUCUGGCUCUGGCUCUGGCUCCGGCUCCGGCUCCGGCUCCGGCUCCGGCUCCGGCUCCGGCUCCAGCUCCAUGAGCUCGGCCUCUCCAUCCUCCACCCCUGUGUACAACGCUGCUGGUCGUGCCACAUUCUCCGGUCUCGCUGUCGCGCUUGGAGCUGUCUGUGUUGCUGCUUUCCAGCUGUAA